Molecule: messenger RNA, 764 nt
Organism: Thamnophis elegans (Western terrestrial garter snake)
Lineage: Eukaryota; Metazoa; Chordata; Lepidosauria; Squamata; Natricidae
Gene: NPFF
Product: neuropeptide FF-amide peptide precursor
Exons: 3
Coding region: 1-405 (134 amino acids)
Biological process (GO): excitatory postsynaptic potential
Cellular component (GO): dendrite; axon terminus; perikaryon
Molecular function (GO): G protein-coupled receptor binding; neuropeptide hormone activity
Source: RefSeq, a predicted model, not a curated record
AUGGUCGCUUCCCGCCUUUUGCUAGCGCUGGCCUUGCUUCUCUCGGGCAGCCUGAGGUCGGUUCGGAGUCUCGAGGAGGCGCUCGGCUCCCAAGAACUCUUGGCCGAAGAACCCAAUGGCUACCCGGAGAGGUUAUUAGACUGGAUGCCACAAGAGGGUGAGGACCACACUGGUCAGAGCUUACCUGAUGACCAUCUGCUGGGCGUCCUUCUCCGGACAUUGUUCCAUGCUGUGCAGAGACCUGGUCGCAGUCCUUCCUUCCUAUUCCAGCCACAGAGGUUUGGCCGUGAAGUCAGAUCCAGCAAUUUGAGAAAUGUUGGCCGGAUCAAACCACGGGCUUGGGAUUCUCUGGCCCCUCAAUUUCUGAGUAUGGCUGCCCCACAACGCUUUGGCAAGAAAAAAUGAAGCGGGAAAUAGCAAUCCGGAAAAAAUAAACACCAAAAGUAAUUGCUUCCUGGAUCCUGGCAAACUGGAUGAGAGCCACACCUUAAUUUUCUGCUUCAUUUCUGUGUCUUGUCACUCAGCCUUAGCUGGGUGGCCCAUCCCUGUUAAGGACCUGCAUUUUAUUUGUUGUCAACAAUAAUAAAACAACAUUGUUACAUCUUGGAGGAUACUGCAGUCCUUUUGUCAUGUCGAUGUCUCUGCAAUUGAUUUCUUCAGCUACAACCCUCAUUAGUCUUGGUCUUCAGGAUCAUUGAACAGGGAUGAGGGGAGAUGUACUUCAUUCAAAAUAUCUGCAGUGCUUUCUGUUAGGGAAGGGUAUU